AUGCUUCCCUUGCGACAGACGUUACGCGUCACUCGCACGGCCGCGUCGCCGAGACCAUGGGCUGGCUGGCACCGCCAACGACGAGCGGCGGCCCAAGGCUGCUUCUCGACACAGCAGGCCAAAAGAUAUGAUGGCGCGUCGCCCGAUCCGAACCCCAAUCCGAGCCCGAGCGCGGGGCGCGCCCAUGCGGCGGGCCGCGGCGAGGAGCCGUCGCUGCUCGCCAAGAUGGGCGAGUCGGCGGCGACGACGUUCGCCUCCAUCUUCGUGCUCGGCAUCGGCUUCGCCGCCGCCGGCUACCUCUACCACAAGAGCUACAAGCGGCUCGUCCUCUCCAAGAUGACGCACGCCUUCGAGCCGGGCGACCCCGUGCUCGACCUCGCGGCCAUGGGCAAGGACGCGCCCUCGCACUCGCACGCGAAGCCCGACGAGGAGGAGCACUGGGUCGUCCGGCCGGAGCAGAGCCGGGUCGACGAAAUCAUCGGCGGCCGCGAGAGGGGCCACUACUACCUCCUCAUGGGCGAAAAGGGCACGGGAAAGAGCAGCAUGAUCAUCGACGCCAUGCGCAAGGUCGACGGCGACGGCGUCGCCAUGUUCGAGGCCCACUCGGACCCCGAGAUCUUCCGCAUCCGCCUCGGCAAGGCGCUCGACUACGAGUACCACGAGGACUACAUCGGCGGCUACUUCAGCGAGCGGGGGCCGCGCGAGACGACGGCCCUCCUCGACAUCGAGCGCGCCCUCAACAAGCUCGAGAAGGUGGCGCUCAAGAUGCUGCCCCUCCGCGGCAAGCCGCUCGUCGUCGUCGUCAACCAGAUGCACCUCCUCCGCAACGACGACGACGGCCGCCACCUCAUCGAGCUGCUCCAGCAGCGGGCCGAGCAGUGGGCGGCGUCCAACCUCGUCACCAUGGUCUUCAACUCGGACGACUACUGGGUCUACGAGCGGCUCAAGCUGCUCGCCACCCGCAUGGAGGUGCUGCCCGUCACCGACCUGCCGAAGCAGCAGGCCAUCACGGCCCUGCGCAACUACCGGCUGCGCUACUUUGGCGAGCACCUCGACGCCGACAGGCUCGAGGACGUCUACGACCACGUCGGCGGUCGGCUGAGCUUCCUCAACCGCGUGGCCAAGAGCGACGACAUGGCCAAGACGUGCAACCACAUCAAGGAGGUCGAGAAGAAGUGGUUCCUCAAUCAGUGCUGGAUCCUCGGCUCCGAGAUGGACGACGACGUCAUGGAUCAGCAGAAGUGGGCCGCCGCCGCCAUGGUUCUCGCCCACGCGCUCGUCGAGAAGGAGCAGGAGAUGGAGCGGACCUACGACCCCGUCGUCGGCCACAUGCUGCCGUCGUACCCCUUCCACAUCGCCCAGGAGCUCAUGACGAGGUGCGACUUUGUCCGCGAGCUCGACAGCCUCAACCUCUUCACCAUCACGAGCCGGGCUGAGGUGCGGGCGAGCAGCGUGCCGAUGCACCGCGCCUUCCAGGAGAUCUGCGCCGAGCCCGGCUUCCGGAAGCACCUCGACGACACCAUCCAGCGCAUCAGCGACAUCGAGAGCUUGGGCCGCACGCGAGAGCUCGUCGCCAAGGACCUCGUCCUCGGCGGCCAAUACGACAUCCACCAGACCCGUGCCGGCUUCACCCUCACGCUCAAGCAGCCGGAGGAGGAAGGGGAGGAGGGCAAGUCUCACAUCAGCAGCCAUGUCGCCGCAGGCCUCUACGAACGGAACAGCCAGGGGCAGCGCGCUGCUUCCGAGAUGGGUCCACGUGCAGCCGAGGGUCUGCUAGAGGAGGAGAAGGAGGAGAAGGAGGAGAAGAAGGAGAAGAAGGGGAAGAAGGAGAAGAAAAAGGCUUCGUCUCAGAUCGAAUCGUCCCAGCCGCUUGCCGAAGACGACGGCUCGAGGAAGCAGAAGAAAUCCAAAAGAAAGUCGACUGCGGAAGCCGACGUCGGCGACGGCGAACCAGCGGUCAUGGAAAACGGCACCCAAGCCGGUGAGGUCGUGCCGGCGGCCGGUGCCGUAACCGACGACUGCGACGACGCGGUUACCCAUUUGAAGAAGAAGCGCAAGCUGUCCGAUUCGGCAGCGAGCCAGGAAGAAAGAAAACGACGACGGCCUCGGCAGGAGGACGACGACGGUUUCUUGCGAAAGGAGAACGAGGAAGGGAAGGACAAGGCGAUGGACGAGGACGGCAGAGUCGACGAGUCCGACGUACAGCUAUCGCCCACCGUCGCCCACCUUGGGCGUCGCAGCCAAGCCGAGGCUCGCUCGAGGGAGAAUAGCGCUCCACUUGCGGCUGCCGAUGGGAUGGACGUCGACCGAAGCGAAGCACCUGCGGCAGCCGACGUCGAGGUCGAGACCCUCGCCCGGGAGGCCUGGAAGGAGCACCGAUCGAGCCAAGGUCGUGCGAAGAGGCCAUCGCGGGAAGCCCAGGAAGCCCAGGAAGCGACGGCCUCAUCGGCGUCGAGGACGCGUUCGGCGAGAAGAAAGGCGAAGCCGACGUACUUCGACCAAGCACCCGUCGACGAGCCCGAGGCCAACCGUGCGGCGCUCGCUGCGCUGCCGUCGCCGGCGGCGGCGACGCCGAAGCGGCGCCAACGGACCAAGGCGGCGUCCAAGAAGGCGUCCAAGGCGGCGUCCAAGGAUCAAGCGCCGGCCGGCGAGCGACGCGGCAUGACGCAGGGCGAGAGCCGUCGCGGCGACUACGUCCAGGGCCGGUUCACGGAUGAAGAGCUCGCUCGCAUCGGAAGAGCCGUCGAGGCCUUCCGGACCGACAGCGGCUUGACGAGGGAGCAGGUCAACGAGGUAAGCGUCCUUCGGCACGACCACGCCAUGGCCAGCCCACUCACGACUCGCAUGCAGAUGAUCCAGGCACCCGGCGGAACGACGGCGGGCGACGCCCACGCGCAGCUCUGGGUCCGCAUCUUCGCCGAAUGCCCGGACCGUCAUCGGCAAAAGGUCAUCAACAUCUGCCGGAAAAAGUUUCACAACUUCGUCGCCCGCGGCACCUGGACGGCGGAGCAGGACGGCGAGCUCGGCGAGCUCAUCGGCGUGCACGGCCCGAGGUGGUCCAAGAUCGCGGGCAUCAUCAACCGACACCCCGAAGACCUGCGCGACCGCUACCGAAACUACCUCGUCUGCGGCGCCCACCAGCGAAAGGACGCGUGGGACGAGGACGAGGAGGCGCGGCUGACGCAGUUCAUCAUCGAAGCCAUGGAGAUCAUCGACGAGCUGCGCGAGGCGGGCACCAACGAGCAGCUGCGCGACCGGUCGUACGAGGAGCUGAUCGACUGGCAAAACAUCAGCGAGCGGAUGGGCCGGUCGAGGAGUCGACUCCAGUGCAUCACCAAGUGGAAGUCGAUGAACAUCCGGACCAACGGCAAGGACAAGCUCGUGUCGGCCGAGCCCGACGCGCAGAUUUCCUUCCGGCUCGAGAAGGCACGUCGGCAGCUGUCGGCCAUGCCGGACGAGGAACGCUUCCGCCUCGUGCUCGCCAUCCAGGCCUCGGCCGUCGGCAGCGACGGCAAGAUUCCGUGGCCCCGGCUCGUCGACAAGCCGUUCCGCAACAAGUGGCACCGGACGACGCAGGUGCUGCUCUGGCGCCGGCUGAAGCGGACGGUGCCGGGCUGGGAGAGGCAAGCGACGCGAGACACGGCCCUCCACCUGGUGGAGCAGUACAAGCAAACGGGCGAACUGCCCGUCGUCGACGGGGCCGGCUGCGACGACGGCGAGGAGAUGGCCCUGGUGAAGAGCGUGCCGUCGGGAACGACGGCCGGCCGGAGGUCGCGUAAGCAGGGCGCGGCGAGGAGCGGCGAGUUUGUCGAGGGUUCCGACGUCGACGACGGCCCAGCCCACGACGACGACGGCGAGGCCGGCGAGGACACCGAGGGCAUGCAGAUCGAUCCCGCCCUCACGCCAUCGCUGCCCAAGGCGACGGAGCAGAGCGGCGCCGAGAAGGCGGCACCAAGACGACGGGGCAAGAAGGCGGCGGCGAAUGGACCGAGGGAGCCUGCCGAGGAGGGCGAGCUUCCCGGGCCGUUGCCCGUGCCGCGCGAGGAGGACGGACCCGAGGCGGACGAGGCGGCGCGUGCGGCGAAGAGGACGCCGAGGAAGGCCAGGUCGACGGCGGCCAAGGGGCACGGCGACACCCCCUCUGGGGUGGCCUAUUCCGACAGCGUCAUGGAUGACAUGGAGGAUCUGCCGGCCCGCGUGGCGGCCUAG
Molecule: messenger RNA, 4209 nt
Organism: Drechmeria coniospora
Lineage: Eukaryota; Fungi; Ascomycota; Sordariomycetes; Hypocreales; Ophiocordycipitaceae
Product: myb-like DNA-binding domain-containing protein
Exons: 4
Coding region: 1-4209 (1402 amino acids)
Source: RefSeq, a predicted model, not a curated record